UCCCAGUAGGCCACUAACGUAAAAGUUUCGUCGGCGAAGCGAAACCAAACCCACCCAUAAAACCCCACCACCUCCGCCACCGCCUCCGGCGGUAGCUAGCAGUGCACCUCGACCUCGUCGGCCGCCGCCGUGGCUUCGACCUCCUCCGCCUCCGGCGCCGCGCGCGGCCGUCUCUUCCGUUGUCCGAGAGUCCGAGGUAGGAGAGGCGCGCGCACGCACCGCGGGACGGGAGACGGGAUGGGCGCCCCCGCUUCGUCGGCUCCGCCACCGGUCGGGAAAUCCUUCACCAAGCUGUGCAAGGGCCUCGCCGCCAUCCUGUUCCUUGCCCACGUUGUGAUCCGGCUGUUCCCUUCAACUGUCACCUACCUCGCGCUUAUUCCCUCCAGGACAAUCCCAUUUGCUUGGAACCUUGUAACUUCAGGUUAUAUUGAGCAAACAAUUCCCGGGGUGAUUGUCAGCAUAUCUGGUCUUCUUAUUUUGGGAAAAGUGUUGGAGCCUUUGUGGGGUGCUAAGGAAUUACUGAAGUUCAUUUUUGUUAUCAAUCUCUCAACUUCAGCAUGUGUCUUUGUAACUGCUAUUGUUUUGUACUACAUAACACAACAGGAGAGCUACCUUUACACACCUGUUUCUGGGUUCUAUGGAGUUCUUUCAGGAUUUCUAGUAGGUAUCAAGCAAAUUUUACCUGAUCAGGAGAUUAAUCUUUUCUUGCUGAAUAUUAAGGCAAAGUGGGUUCCAUCUCUUAUUGCACUUAUUUCGGUAUCCGUAAGCUUCUUCAUGAAGGAAUCAAUGCCAUACAUUUCAAUCAUAUUAUUUGGCAUCUAUAUGAGCUGGAUUUACUUGCGUUACUUCCAAAAGAGGCUAGAGGCAGGCUUAAAGGGGGAUCCAAGUGAUGAAUUUUCAUUCUCAAGCUUCUUCCCUGGAUUUUUGAGGCCAGUUUUGGACCCAAUAGCAUCUGUGUUCCAUACACUUGUUUGUGGACGAUCUGAAAGAUCUGAAGCCAACGAUCAGACACUGGAUGGACUGUUACCUGAUUCAUAUUCUGUUGAGGCAAACCGGAGAAGAGAAAGGGGUCAAAGGGCACUUGAGCAAAGGUUGGCUGAAAAGCUGGCGGCAGUGAGGAGCUCGGAGACCAUGCCUCAUCACCAUCACCAGCAGCAGGAGGCGGAGACGAGGAUGCUUCUGAUAAAGUCUGAGCACCCUCUUCCGCGUUUGGUGGACUCGCAGAGUCGCAGCUGGAGCAGCGUUGUGCUGCUAGCCUGCCAGGAGAUUCUUCUAGGAAUUGGAAAAUAACAUCAUAUGUGUGUUUUGUUAUGUCAGUCUGAUGCAUCCUCACGAGCUCCUUUAAGCCCUAAUUUGCAGCUAGAAAUCGUGGCAUGAGCAGUGUGUAAUGUGAUCUGUCUUCACUGUCUCGGUGAAAAAAAAAUUACUCCCAUUCCCAUUUCGUAACGUAAGUCUUUCUACAUUGUCUACAUUCAUUACGAUUUAUAUAGAUACUAAUAAAUCUAGACAUACAUAAAUUAUAUACAUUCUUUAAUCGCAUGAUUUUGGUUAUGAUCCUCUGGAACGGUCGAUAUGAAGCUAACAGUACCAAU
Oryza brachyantha (malo sina) is the source of this 1592-nucleotide messenger RNA. RefSeq names its product rhomboid-like protein 19. The transcript is spliced from 8 exons. The record is from RefSeq and is a predicted model, not a curated record. Gene Ontology annotation, cellular component: Golgi apparatus; membrane. NCBI's taxonomy places the organism in Eukaryota, Viridiplantae, Streptophyta, Magnoliopsida, Poales, Poaceae. Bases 238 to 1290 code for a protein of 350 amino acids. Gene Ontology annotation, biological process: retrograde vesicle-mediated transport, Golgi to endoplasmic reticulum.